Molecule: messenger RNA, 3702 nt
Organism: Komagataella phaffii GS115
Lineage: Eukaryota; Fungi; Ascomycota; Pichiomycetes; Pichiales; Pichiaceae
Product: Putative RNA helicase
Exons: 1
Coding region: 1-3702 (1233 amino acids)
Biological process (GO): nuclear-transcribed mRNA catabolic process, 3'-5' exonucleolytic nonsense-mediated decay
Cellular component (GO): Ski complex
Molecular function (GO): RNA helicase activity; ATP binding; RNA binding
Source: RefSeq, a predicted model, not a curated record
AUGAGGGAAAUAGAUGAUAUACUACAGGAGAUACAUGAUCUAUCUUUGAAUAAGGUUGAUCUUCCUCCUGAUACUCAAACAAAGUUUCAGUUUCCGUCAGUUACGGAAGAAGAGGAAAUUAACGAUCUUAAAAAACAGUACUUAACUCCAUCUGACCAGAUUCCUCCGGAUUUGUUGAAGGAAUUCCUAAUAAUACCAGAUGAAUCAGAUCAGAAGCUCAAGUUUUAUCAGGCACUGGUAAAGAUACCACCGUUUAUGGAUAGAACCAAAAUAAAAUUCAAGAGAAAGGGUAUCGAGGGAAAAAUUGUUGGAUAUGAAGAGGCCUUAGAUCUUUCAGGAGAUAACCUAACUAGUAGUAACUCUUUCAGUCUUCAUAGAAAGCCAGCGGAAAAUGGAUCUUCGAUACGAGGACAAACUACUAAUUUGCCUUUCCUGCCUGGUGGCUUAGUUAGCAAAGCAGUGAAAGACACAGAGUCUAUCAACAACCUAUUGCAUAGAGAUGAUCAGGGCCUUUUCGAUAUCCCCUUGGGAUUUGAGAGAGGUCUCCAAUUAGAGAAGGCGGGUGAUACAGAAUUGGUUGAUGAGUUAUCUAAGUUACCAGAGUCUAAUGAGGAAACUUUGGAGAAUCAAAUACCAUCCGGCGAUGUCGAAUUACUAGACCCCGAGACACUUGAGGAAGAUGCCAUCCAAGAAGGUGAUGAAAUCGAUGCCUUAUUACCUUCUGAUAUUAGCUUUAGCAAGAGGCCGAAAACAGAACGGCCGCAAGCCGCUCGGCAAUGGGCCCACCUUGUGGAUUUGGAUCACAAAUUAGAAAAUUUCCACGAGCUGGUACCAAACAUGGCACGGACUUGGCCAUUUGAACUUGACACAUUUCAACAAGAAGCAAUCUAUCAUCUUGAGAAAGGUGAUUCAGUUUUCGUUGCUGCGCACACAUCUGCUGGGAAAACAGUUGUUGCAGAAUAUGUGAUUGCCAUGGCCAAUAUAAAUAUGACAAAGGCAAUUUAUACUUCGCCUAUCAAAGCUCUGAGCAAUCAAAAAUUUCGUGAUUUCAAGCAUGAUUUUGAAGAUAUUGAUGUCGGUUUGAUUACUGGUGACGUUCAGAUCAACCAAGAAGCAAACUGCUUGAUUAUGACAACUGAAAUAUUAAGGUCCAUGUUGUACAGAGGAGCAGACGUGAUCCGUGAUGUGGAAUUUGUCAUUUUUGAUGAGGUUCAUUAUGUUAAUGACAUUGACAGAGGGGUGGUUUGGGAAGAAGUUAUUAUUAUGCUGCCAGAACAUGUCAAAAUUGUCAUGCUCUCUGCUACUGUGCCUAACACCAUGGAGUUUGCCUCAUGGGUUGGAAGAACUAAGCAGAAAGAUGUUUACGUUAUAAGCACUCCAAAAAGACCUAUUCCUUUGGAAAUUUUUGUGUGGGCAAAAAGCGAUCUUUUUAAAGUUGUUGAUUCUAACAGGAACUUUUUGGAGAAGAACUUUCAAGCCCAUAGUGACGUUUUAGUGAAGCCUAAAAAGGAGGUCACAGGUUCCCAGGCCGGUAACCGAGGGGGCCGUGGAAAUGCUAGAGGUGCUUCUAGAGGCGGUAGAGGGUCUAGUUCUACUGUUUCCUCUCGUGGAAGAGGAGGUAGUGCCAAUGUGGGUACCAGAUUUACAAAAAGAGAUGGCCCAAACAAAAAGACUUGGACUAAUCUUGUUCAGUAUUUAAGAUCCCAUGAUCUUCUUCCUUCGGUAAUCUUUGUGUUUUCCAAAGCUAGAUGUGAAGAGUACGCUGAUAGUCUUCAAGGUGUCAAUUUCUGUACUGGUUCCGAAAGAUCCCGUAUUCAUAUGUUCAUUGACAAAGCAGUAUCUCGACUUAAAAAAGAAGACAGAGAGCUUCCUCAAAUUAUGAAGAUGCGUGAAAUGUUAAGUAGAGGUAUUGCUGUCCAUCACGGUGGAUUAUUGCCAAUAAUGAAGGAAGUGAUUGAAAUUUUAUUUGCAAAAACUUUAAUCAAAGUGCUAUUUGCCACUGAAACUUUUGCAAUGGGGUUAAAUCUUCCAACUAGAACAGUGGUUUUCUCAGAACUACGGAAGCAUGACGGAACGGGGUUCAGAAAUUUACUUCCCGGCGAGUUUACGCAAAUGUCAGGAAGAGCCGGACGACGUGGUCUGGAUACUACUGGAACUGUCAUUGUUAUGUCUUAUAAUGAACCCUUGGAGUCCAAACCAUUCCAGCAAAUUACCCUUGGUGUUCCUACAAAACUUGUGUCUCAAUUCAGGUUGACAUAUAACAUGAUUUUAAAUCUUCUAAGAAUUGAAGCUUUGAGGGUGGAAGAAAUGAUCAAACGUUCAUUCAGUGAAAAUACUACCCAAAGCGGCUUGAAAGAGAAUGAGAAAGAAAUUAUAGAACUGCAGAAGAAGAUAGCAGAGAUCAGCCAAGCGGGAUGUCAAGAAUGCGAUCCAGCCAAAUUAAAAGAAUUUUCGACUGCAAUAUGUGAUUACACGAAACUGACUGGUGAGUUAAUUCGACUUUCUUUGGAAAUUCCACUUCACCGUAAGAGGUUCAGAAGAGGCAUGCUCUUUAUUUAUACGGAUGCUGAUGGUUUUCCGGCUCCUGCCUUUUUGUAUGACAUCAAGAUGUCAGACUCUCUGUUCGUGGCUCUUGUCUUUGACAUAGAAAGAUGUGAGGAGAACAACACUGGACUUCCAUAUAUCCCCGAGUCACCAUCUUUUAUCAAGAACACGAUUCCGAAAUGGAAAUUCAAAGGUAAUUUCAGAUUUACAACAAUUCCCUUCAACAAAGUUCAGUACGUAACAAGGUUUGUCCUGCAAGUUUUGUUGAAAUCAAUCAUUCGAAUGGAGCCUGAAUCAAUAGAGAAAGCUGAAGAGCAAAUACUCCAACUGCUUCAUUUUUACAAGAAGUUUGAAGAGUACAAUUGGUCUGCAUCUCUCACCAUUCCUCAAAAUGAUCUCUAUAAAAAGAUACAAGACUAUAGAAAGAUCAUUGCCAAUGCGCCAGUCAUUCAGUGCCCUUCGUUGAGAGAACACUAUAUUCAAAUCAAAGACUUAGAUAGCUUGAGAUCGAGGUUGAUAACUUUGAAGUCCCUUGUUUCAGACGACAACAUGACCUUACUACCAGAUUACGAACAAAGAUUAAAAGUACUAAACGAACUUGAAUUUGUCGAUGAUCACUUGAAUGUUGUACUGAAGGGAAGGAUUGCCUGUGAAAUUAACUCAGGAUGGGAGCUGGCUCUGACCGAACUACUGCUGGAUAAUUUCCUGGCUGAUUUUGACCCAGAAGAGAUUGUAGCUUUACUUAGUGCGUUUGUUUAUGAAGGUAGAACUCGGGAUGAUGAAGAGCCAGCAUUAACUCCCCGACUUGAAAAGGGAAAAGCAAAAAUUAGAGACAUCGUGAGCCAUCUUUUAGAGAUAUUUCAAGACAAGCAAGUCUCCUUGAGUGCUGAAGAAGAGUCAUUUUUGGAAGCAAAACGUUUCAAUCUGGUUAACGUCGUCUACGAAUGGGCAAAAGGAACUUCUUUCAGUGACAUUAUGAAACUCUCAUCUGAAGCUGAGGGCACAAUUGUUAGAGUUAUUACCAGAUUAGAUGAAGUUUGCAGAGAGGUGAAAUCUGCUGCAUUAAUUAUUGGUGAUUCAGCAUUGCAUGAUAAAAUGUCUGAGGCCCAAGAAAAGAUAAAAAGGGACAUUGUAUUUUGUGCUUCCCUUUAUCUCUAG